Molecule: messenger RNA, 2008 nt
Organism: Cervus elaphus (red deer)
Lineage: Eukaryota; Metazoa; Chordata; Mammalia; Artiodactyla; Cervidae
Product: apolipoprotein L3-like
Exons: 4
Coding region: 202-1230 (342 amino acids)
Biological process (GO): lipid transport; lipoprotein metabolic process
Cellular component (GO): membrane; extracellular region
Molecular function (GO): lipid binding
Source: RefSeq, a predicted model, not a curated record
CGUCUCCAGACGUCCUGGAACAUCUGCUGGGUGGGGGUGGGGGGUGACACAGUUCCCUGGGUGAGGUCACACCACUGGAUCUUAGCUCCGGGAAAAACCCCCGGGAGCGAGGGCCUUCGGCAAGCGGCAGCAGCAGCUGACGGCCAUGAAGGUCCUGCAGAGGAACUGCGCCGCCUACCUCAAGCUGCGCAUCUGGCAGUGAUGGCGGCUCUUCACCAAGAUACUGAGAUCUUCUUUGAGGAUGUCGCUGAGUGUCUCUGGGACAUACUCAGCAGAGAGGAACUGCUUCUCCUGCUGACUGAAUUCCUGAGGAAAAUUGAGGUGAAGGCUGGUUUGUCCAGGGAAGACAUGAAUGCACUACACGAACAUCUGAAUGAAUUGAAAAGAGACUUGGCUGGGAAGGACCAGGAAACACUCCCAAAAGAGCAGCUGGACAGGAGGAGGUUUCUGAAGAAGUUUCCUCGGGUGACGCAGCAGCUGGUGGAGCUCGUAAGCAAGCUCCGGGAGCUUGCAGACAAUGUAGACAAAGUCCACAGGGACUGUACCAUCUCCAAUGUGGUGACCCACAGCACCGGCGCUUUAUCUGGUGCCCUGACCAUCCUUGGCCUGGCUCUGGCACCCGUGACAGCCGGGGCCAGUAUGGCACUCUCAGUCACUGGGAUAGGGCUGGGAGCAGCGACUACUGUGACCACUGUGUCCACCAGAAUCAUGGAACAUGUAAGUAGGUCAUCAGCAGAAAACAAAGCCAGUCCAUUGAUAUCAAUUGGUGUCAAGAAAUGGAAGGUGCUCCUAGAGGUACUCAAGAGCAAUCCCCACGUUGUUGUCACAACAGAGAAAUUGGCAAAAGCUGAGAAACACCUUGAAAGAAAUAUCCAUGCCAUGGAGACAGGUGAAGCCAACCCUGACUCUGCAGCCAAUGCAAACAUCCUCGUGAGCCCUGGGAGAAUCUCAGCCCCAGCCAUCCAGCAGGUAGAGGCAACAUUCAAAGGCACGGCUUCGGCAGUUACCAAAGGAGCCCGAAUCGUGGGUGCGGCCACUGCAGGUGUCUUCCUCCUGGUGGAUGUGGACUUCCUGGAGAAGGAGUCAAUGCACCUGCAUAAUGGUGCAAAGGCAAUAUCAGCUGAAAACCUGCGGCAGCGGGUCAGGGAGCUGGAGAGGAAGCUGGAGGAGCUCACCCAGAUCUAUAAGCAUCUGCAAGAGGACCCAACUCCACCACCCCCAGAGCACUGAGGGUCCAGGGACACAUUCAGGGUCAAGGUGCGGAGGCACCUUGUUAGGGGAAAAAGGAGAGUGAGACAAAAUUGUUGGAGCUGAGGGUUAGGAAACUGGCAUUUCUGCAGCUGAACACAGGAGGGAAGGGGUGAUUGUAGGUGAUAGAUGGGGAGAGAGGAGGAGCCUGGAUUAAGGGAGGAAGGGGGACUAGAGAAAGGGCGGGGGCCGACGGAGAAACCUCUUAUUAUUUCAUACUAUGAACUUUUUGUUUUGUAUUGAGGAACAGGCAAUUAACAGUGGUGUGAUAGUUUCAGGUAGACAGUGAAGGGACUCAGCCAUACACACAUAUGUAUCCAUUCUCCCCCAACUCCCUUCCCAUCAGACACCACUUACUUUGAACUAAAGAAGUCACUGGGGGCAGAAUAAAAGGAGAGGCAGGGGAACUAGCAACAAGAGACCAGAAAUACAGAAGGGUUGAAAGUGGGAGAUAGAGAGGUAGGAUUGUUGGGAUCCAGGAGAAGCAGCAGGGGCUGCUCUAUUGCCCUUCCCAGUGUUUGACGCCCCAGCAAGAUGAGUCUCCUCCUCGUGGUGGUCUCAAUCCCUACUUCUCCAACAACUCAGCCUUGAUUCCAGCAUUUUAUCUUAAUUAGGCUGUGACUUCUUUUGUCUGCUUGUUUCUUUAAUUGAAGUAGAGUUGAUUUACAAUAUUCUGUUAGUUCAGGUAUACAUUGAAGUGAUUCAAUUAUACAUAAUCUAUGUAUAUAUCUAUAUUCUUUUAAAUUUUUUUCAUUACAGA